Molecule: messenger RNA, 819 nt
Organism: Angiostrongylus costaricensis
Lineage: Eukaryota; Metazoa; Nematoda; Chromadorea; Rhabditida; Metastrongylidae
Source: the annotation of a GenBank genome assembly
AUGUCGUUCUCUUGUGGGGAACAUUUGGAAGCGGUACGGAAAGAAAUGACGGUGUUAGCGAAUCAGCUGCAAAUGAGCAAGCAAGAGGUGGAAAAAGUGAAAAUGAUGGAAAUUGUGAAAAACCAAGAAGCCACAAAGCGUUUACAUCAUAUCAUAUCGAGUUACAUGCCUAUGCUACCGCCAGAAUAUCAGGAAAUAGUAUUUUACAGAAAUCCUAUGAUGAUGGCUACAAUGGGAAUGGCAGCACUUCCCGGAGGAGCCACGGCUUCCCCACGUAUGACGAAACCUGGCGGUGUGCCCAAUGGUGCACAAAGUGGAAUGUCGGCUAGCAUGGCAAACGGUAUGGCGGCAGCAGCAGCUGCUGCGGCUGCUGGAAUGACCGGCAUGCCUCCAGCGAUGGCCGCUGCAAUGCAUAUGCCUCCUCAACAAGCUGCUAUGUUACAGGCGCAAAUGAUGAUGGCAGCUGGUAUGGGUAUGGCAAUGCCCGGAAUGCCUAUGCCGACAGGAAUGGGUAUGCCACAUGCUAUGAACGGUAUGGUUCCACAGAUGUUACCUCCAAUGAGUGUCGCAUCUGGAACCGCAUUCCCGAAUCUUACGCCGCAGAUGAACGCGGCCGUCUCCAUCCCAUCUCGAAAUCCGUCAAAUGGUGCUCUAAGCGCCGCCCAUGUUUCGGCGACAAAUUCGCCACGACCGGCCGAACCUCUAACUCCGCAAACCAGCGUUGCGGCUGCUAUUCCCGUAUCAGGUAAUCUAAAAGACGAACGUCUGCAGCCUUCCCCAGCAAAACCUGCUGAGGAGAAUGUGUCGGUUACUUCGUAA